GGCUGGGCCCGGCCGGAUUCAAACGCGGCGCGGAGCGGGCCGGCUGCCCCCAUGGAGCCGCGGCUGGUGGGGCCCGGGCCGUACCGCGCCACCCGCCUGUGGAACGAGAUAAUCGAGCUCUUCCGUGCUGGGAUGCCCUUACGGAAGCACCGCUGUCGUUUCAAGAGCUACGAGCGUUGCUUCAAAGCCUCGGAGGCAGUGGACUGUCUGCAUGAGCUGCUUGGCUCCAACCAAAACUUUGGCCCAGAAGUGACUCGCGAUCAAACGGUUAAGUUGCUUAAAAAAUUCCUGAAAAAUCAUGUCAUCGAGGAUAUUAAAGGAAGGUGGGGCAAAGAGGACUUUGAAGAUAAUGGCCAUUUAUAUCGAUUUCCUCCUUCCUCACCACUGAAGUCAUAUCCAAAGAAACCUUCAUGUGGAAAGGAAAUAAUUAAAUUUCCAGACUGGAAUGAACCAAAGGCUGGCCCUUCUCAAGAACACAUCCCAGUGAAAUCCGUCACAAUGAACUCUGAGAUGUGGUACAAGCGACACAGCAUAGCUAUCGGGGAAGUACCAGCAUGCAAACUCGUGUUCCGCAGAGAGCUAACACAAACAAAUAUAGAGGAAAUAUGGAAAUCCAUGACUUUAUCACGACUACAAAAAGUCUUGGGUUUGGAUUCUCUGGAUGAAGUGUUAGACACAAAACUUGUGAAUUCAAAACAUAUAGUUCAAAAUGUAUAUAAUGUCAAUAAGCAAGGCAUUGUCACUUUAGAAGACAAAUCAAAGGAACUACCUCAUUGGAUAUUAUCUGCAAUGAAAUGUCUAGCAAAUUGGCCCAGCUGUUCAGAUCUGAAGCAGCCUACAUACUCAGGCUUUGAAAGAGAUGUCUUCAAAACUAUAGUGGACUACUUUGGCCAGAUGAAAGAACCUCUUCUCACAUUUCAUUUUUUUGAUAUUUUUGUUUGUGUGUUAGGACUACUGCAAAAACCCAGCAAGGCUGUAGAAGCUCUUCAGAUAUCAUGUCUCCUACUGCCACCAGAGAACAGAAGAAGACUACAGCUGUUGGUGAGAAUGAUGGCAAGAAUUAGUCUAAACCAGGAUUUGCCACCUCUUUCUGAAUCAGUGAGGACCAGAACUUUGAUGGUUCAGGCAUUUUCCCGUUGUAUUCUCUGCUCAAAGGAUGAAAUAGACUUGGAUGAACUUCUUGCUGCUAAACUAGUAUCUUUCCUCAUGGAUAAUUAUCAAGAGAUCUUAAAUGUUCCUUCUGCUUUAAAGUCUUCCAUAGAGGAUCAUGUUGUACAUCUCCAGAGAGCCCAAAUAAAAUAUGCUGGGGCUGAUAGUGAUGCAGCACCUCCUCCUCCAUCAUUUUGUCAUCAAAUCAGUACAGGUGAAUUUGAAUAUCAAAGGGCAACUGGCUCUCAAGAACCACUGGCAGCUUUGUUGGAAGAAAUUGUAAUGAAUAAAGAAAUAUCUGUGAAAGAUAAAAAGAAGAAGCUCAAGCAAUUUCAGAAAUCUUACCCUGAAGUGUACAGAGUACGAUUUCCUACCCCUGAAACUGAAGCAACGCUAUUUCCCGAAAAAACGAAACAGAAACCACCAAUACUGAUGUGGGCCUUAAAAAAGCCUUUUCAACCAUUUCACAGAACCAGAAGCUUUCGGAUGUAAAUAGUUUGAAAUGUAUCAGCAAACGAACAGAGACACUGUAUUGUCAAUGGAUUUUGUGCAAAAAGAGCCUGAGCAGCACAUGGUUACUCAAAAAAACUACUGGGGAUACUGCUAAGAUCAUAGAAAAUGUUGAAAGAAGAGGAGAGUAUUGAGGCUGUAGUAAUGUGAACCAUUAUCAGUAUUUUUGUAAAGUAUUAUUUUUUUAAAUGUUUUUUAUGUUAGAACAAGCAACAAAAAACAAUAACAAAAAACCACACACUCAAGGGGAUUAUUCUAUAUAUGAGUGAUAAUGUAUACUUGCCGUGGUUUGGUUUGACUAUCAUUUUAAGGUCUAAAUGUAUUUGUAUGUAAUGUAUUCUUUCUAACUAGUCAAUAGCUUUUUUUCCUCCCUGAAAAAGAGUGUCUUGCAUAAACUAGACUGUAUUUGUGCACAUAUAGUGUGAGGCAUUAACUUACUGUACAUGCUUGAGUAAGUAUGAACCACUGGAUUUUGCUUUCCUUUCUGUGAGAGACUGUAAUAUUAAAAGUUAAUGAUGCAACUAAUUGGCUGUUUGCAAAAGCAGCAGGUGCUUUGUUUGCAGCCCUCAACCACAGGGGUAGGGGAGUGUUUUUGGGUAUGUGGAAACCUCUAACCUGCAUAGGGAGUGGCCCAGGUGCAGACAGGAUCAGCACCCAUCACCAGAGGGAUGACCAUGACAAACCCACCUUUGUGUAGCAGCAAGCUGGGGUUUGAGACAGGUAAGGGAAAACACCUCCAAGGAGCAGACUCUGCUAUGUGGGAUGCUGGUUUAUAUCAUGCCAAUUUCCUCCAUUACACAACUGGCUCAAGUAGAAAAUUCUCUCCCAUCCUGAGAGAGCUACAGACACAUUCACACCUAGGCCUGAUGUAUUCAUCCCUUCUGCUAAGGCAGAUGUGGGUAAACUACACUGGCAUGACAACAGGGCUCGUGUCUUUGUUCCCAGACUCAUUUCUUGAGCCUGCCACCAGAGGACCGCACCUGAUCCACAGUGUCACAAGAAACGUUGUAAAACUCCUCCCUGAGGAGAAGUACCUGGGCAUUUCCACCUGAACGUGUUGAACCCAUUGAACUUUGGGUUUCAAAGAUUUCCCCUACCCGUGAUGGAUCAAAAUUGUGAUUGUCACUUCAACCACUGGACAUCUGAAUUGCAACAAUCAGGUCUCAUAGGGUGGCGAUAUCUUUCCUCUUCACUAUCUACUCUUAUCCUUUCUUUUUAUUUUCCUUAUCUAUUUUCUCAAGUGUAAUCAUUAUGAUUCUAUA
Prinia subflava (tawny-flanked prinia) is the source of this 2921-nucleotide messenger RNA. It is a transcript of the gene DEPDC1B, whose product is annotated as DEP domain containing 1B. The record is from RefSeq and is a predicted model, not a curated record. The coding region runs from base 52 to 1641 and encodes 529 amino acids. The transcript is spliced from 11 exons. NCBI's taxonomy places the organism in Eukaryota, Metazoa, Chordata, Aves, Passeriformes, Cisticolidae. Gene Ontology annotation, biological process: intracellular signal transduction; positive regulation of Wnt signaling pathway.